Messenger RNA from Paecilomyces variotii, 255 nucleotides. Its product is annotated as CSL family zinc fnger-containing protein. Gene Ontology annotation, biological process: protein histidyl modification to diphthamide. The transcript has 2 exons. Lineage: Eukaryota; Fungi; Ascomycota; Eurotiomycetes; Eurotiales; Thermoascaceae. The coding region runs from base 1 to 255 and encodes 84 amino acids. The record is from RefSeq and is a predicted model, not a curated record. Gene Ontology annotation, molecular function: metal ion binding.
AUGGCCGACGAAUCUCUCUCCAUCUACGACGAAGUCGAGAUCGAAGAUAUGACUUUCGACCCGAACCUCCAGAUAUAUCAUUACCCGUGUCCAUGUGGCGAUCGGUUCGAGAUUGCGAUUGCGGAUCUGCGCGAUGGAGAGGAUAUUGCGGUGUGUCCGAGUUGUAGUUUGAUGGUGAGGGUGAUUUUUGAGGUGUCUGAUCUACCGAAGGAUGAGGAUAUGAAGCCGGCUGAGGGUGUUGCGGUGCAGGCGUAG